GGUGAGGAAAUGGUAUUAUUAUUUCACAUAAUAUAUGUAGCAAAUAAACUCAAAGUCAAUAUAUUUUGUCGAAUCCUCAGGGCAUUAAAGGUUUAUAAUCUAUCAGACUGAUAUAAAACAGUUCUUGUAUUAUAUAUGAAAAAUGAUCUCCUGACGUAUGCCGACUGGUAGUCCUAUUAAUCCUAUCGAUCCAUAGUGACAGAGAUAAAAAGAAAAGGUUGUCCCAGAUCUCAAUAUAUCAGUGUGCUUGUGACACUGGGCUCUGGACACUUCUCAAUUCUAUUCCAUUUCUAGAGAGAUAUGAGACUACAUUGUGACGUUAGCAAGCAUGGACGAAGCAAAAGACGGUCAACAGACAGAAAGGUGUUCUAGUAACAAAAAGACAAAUGAGGUCGUCAAGAGCUGGACCUGGAAUCAAGAUGGCGUCAUUGACAUCCAGGACCGUAUAGUAGAAAGCUAUAAAAGACCACGAGAAAGAUUUGAAAGAAAGUUUCAAGAGUACAUACCAGAGUAUAACAUAUGUCUACCUCGGGCUCCAGCCUUUAGAGUCGUGUCAGCCAAGAGAGCUGGCGAAAUAAGUGAAAGACUCUACAACCAAAGGGCAUAUCGUCGCUCUCGUACUCCCGCCACUGACCACAGUGUUCAGAGGCUGGUGUCUGCUGUUAGCUCAUUGCACAGUAACAACAGCAGUUCAACACUGGAAGGCGACCAGGGACAGCGUCUUUCUGUAUUGCAUAGUGACAAUACUAGCUCCACCGAAGGCGGUGACAAAGAUGACGAUGAUAAAUAUAAUAACCCUGACGAGAAGGAUAAACUAAAGAAAACGAAAGUUCAUCCGAGGUGCAGGAGAAGAAUGAUGUGGACCAAAGCAGACGUUUUAAAAGAAGACACCAACAAUAUAGAAACAGAUAGACUGCAAACCAUAACAGGCCACACUGAUACAACUAUAAUCCAAAGUAAAGAGCUUCAGAGCAGAAUGAUUCACACUGAUACAUCUAAAACACAAAACAUAAAUAGUAUAGAUAGCUACAAAAUACACACAAGUGACAACAGGACGAUGCAUUGGAAUGAACUGACUGAAAGUCAAAGAACUUCAGCUCAAUACAAAAUGGGAACAAACUGUCAUUCGUAUUCCAACAAAAGGUUAGCACAAUUAAACAGUGACAAAAUUGAACACAAACAACUCACAAAUUGUGAUGCUGUUCCCAAAUAUGAAAGUCUCAUUCAAGCAAAAGGUGGUGAUUCUGGUGGCUGUGUGGUUCAGUCAGAGGGUAGUUUAAACCACAAGAAAACUGGAGUUGUCGUACAUGGUCCCAGAAACAAAAAAGUCCAUACUAAAGAAGCCAACAUUAACUCACAACAAAAAGAGUCACUGAACAUGAAAAGUAAAGGUCUGGAGCUGGACUUACUGAGAGACAUUUUAGGACAAACAUUUGACCAAAUACAGUGUGAAGAACAAAUUAGUACAAAAGAACUUUUACAUAGAGAAAGAAAAAGCAGUGGAGUUGAAACAAUGAAAUCUUGUGAAGAAGUAAGUCCUCGAUUAGAAUCUCCCUCAGAAUCUGCAUCCACUGAUAACAUUUCCCCUAGUAUAACAGGUAACCUUAAACCUCCUUCUCAGAAAAAAACCAGCAUCCAGAUAUUAAAUAGGCCAAAGAAUAAUGUAAGACUUCAACUGACAAGUAAUGAACAUAUCAACAUGUUAAUAUAUCAAUUAGCUCUAACUUCAAAACAAUGUCGUAUUCCUCCUCAAAGACUUUUACAAACAUUUUUCAGUUCUCAUAAUAGAGAAGCAGAGCACAAGAUCAACUCAUCAAAUAGCAAGAUGAGAAAGGCAUUUAGCGAGAAGUUUGUCAAUGAAAAUUCAAGAGAUGUAAAUCAUAGAACAACUAAAAGUGCCAGGGUGAUUAGUAGCACUAAUAAAGAAACAAGGGACAAACCUUUUCCCAUGGGCAGAGACAUGAUUUUGCAGAGACAUGAUCUUGCAUAGAAAUGAUCUUACAGAGGCAAGAAGUUGCAAACAUGAUUUAGCUGAAGAAAUGUACAUUGUAUUCAGAUCAAGUGUUGUAAAUUAUCAUUUGAAACAUAAAUUACAAUUGUGUAUUUAAAUGUAAAUUAGUAAUGAGUGUUAGCGUAAAGACAUUGUGCUAUUCUAUUAUUUAAGUUGGAAGCUUACCUGCCAUCUAGCAAUAAGUUAGAGCAAAAGAAACAAAAAAAAAUUCUAUAAGGUCAACUCAAGACAUGUUGUGACAGAUUAAGAAAAAGUCAACUCAAGACAUGUUUAGAAUAACAAUGUCUAAGUGAAUUUUAAAAUUUUCAUUUGAGAAAGAAAAUCACAAGCAUGUUUAGAAUUCUUAAAGGGUCCUCUUUAUUUUUUUAACCAAUUGUCGAUCUGUGUUACAUUUCUUUGAAAUAAAUGAUUGAAAUUGUUCCAAAA
Molecule: messenger RNA, 2437 nt
Organism: Biomphalaria glabrata
Lineage: Eukaryota; Metazoa; Mollusca; Gastropoda; Planorbidae
Exons: 3
Coding region: 329-1990 (553 amino acids)
Source: RefSeq, a predicted model, not a curated record